Molecule: messenger RNA, 1234 nt
Organism: Ilex paraguariensis (yerba mate)
Lineage: Eukaryota; Viridiplantae; Streptophyta; Magnoliopsida; Aquifoliales; Aquifoliaceae
Source: the annotation of a GenBank genome assembly
AUGACUGCCAGCAGAACAACAACAGCCAAUCCAGCAUCCACCCACAUUCUAGAUCUUCCUCCCAGCUGCAGAAGUGAUACUCCUUUGUUCUGUAAUGAAAAAAAAGGGGAUGGUGCAGGUGAUGGUACCAGUACCGGUGUUGGGGCUGGUGGCACUGUUGGGGGUGAGGGCACUGGUGCUGGUGGCACUGUCGGGGGUGGUGGCACUGGUGCUGGUACUGGUGCUUCCUUAGCAGGUGCUGGUGCAGGUGGUGGCUGUUGCACUGGAGUUGGGGAAAUUUGUGGUGGUGUUGAAGCUGGUGGCAAUGCCGGUGGUGAAGCAAUUGGUGGUGACGAUGGUGGCAAUGCUGGUGGUGGCAAUGCUGGUUGCUGUGAUGGACUUGAAAGGGGCGGACUUUGCGGUGUAAUUGUGGGAGGAGUUGCUGCCGCCGUUGGUGGUGGUGUUGCUACAGUUGGUGGUGGAGUUCCUGCAGUUGGUGGUGGUGUUGCUGCAGUUGGUGGUGGUGUUGUAGUCGGCAUAUUAGAAGGUGAAGCAGCAGGUGAUUGUGCAUUGGCAAUGACUAGCAGAAGGCAGAGGCAAGCAAAAAUGGCAUCCCACAAAAAUGAAGCCAUUUGCAGAGGUAGGAACUGGAUGGAAGUACUUGUGAAUUGAAAUUGUAUAUAUAUAUAGACUAAUCCGGGGGUCUAAAAGCAAAAAGGGUUUGGUGAAAUGAAGGAGGAAACUUAGUUUUCAAAGGAAUGCUACAUCUCCUCUAAUGAUUUGUCCAAGUGAUACCUAUCAAAAGGAAAAGCUAGUUGGCUAAAAGGCAUUUGAAUCAGCUUCAUAAGAUGGCUGCCAUUAAAGCCGCAGUAUUCUGAACUUCAUUUCUCUUUUGUACAAAUUGAAAUUGUUGUUUGGGGUGGGUUCAGGAUGAGUAACUUGGAGGAUUUGGAGGGAGCAUUAAUUUUCAAUUACCCGAUUUGGUUCUUGUUAGUCGAGGAUGUUAGAAGGGAGGAAUCAAGUAUAGACCUAAUUUUUGGCAUUAUGCGCUUAUAGCGGGUAUACAACCUCACGAUUAUACUUUUAUCAUUAUAACGGUAAGAUUAUUUUAUUAUGACUUGGAGAUCCUGGGUUUGAGUUGUAGAGACAGUCUUUCUGCUUGUAAGGGUAAAACUGUGUAUAUUUAACCUUCUUCAGGUCCUGCAAUGGCGAGAGGUUUGUGCACAUUGUACGCCUUUUUUACUUUUAUCAUUAC